AAAUGUUGACUUACCUUUAGAGCCCAUCAGACUUUUCGUGCGGUUCGAAUUCACUCUACAACUUUAAUCUGGGGCGCUAAAUGCGAUCAGAUUUAUUUAGGUGAGCGUGAAGCAGAUGGGAUUUUCUAUUCUCUACGACUUCCUGGGAAUGCUGUAGUCGCCACCAGAAAUGGAGCUUUUGAAAGGUCAUUUUCUCUUUGCUCAUUGAUUUGCUAUCCUGAAACGGCACUACCUCAGAAGACCACUUGGAGCAUAUGGGAAGUCAGGCCGGCUCUAGCAAGACCUUCAACAUGUGAAGAUAUUCCCAUUUCUCUCUAGGAAGAACCUCCUCUUUUUCAGAGAGACUCGUCUGCAGAUGUUUCUGCGAGGGCAUGGGGAGAUAGCGGACUAAGUCUGGAACCCAGACACUAAGAGGAGAGACUGCUUUAGCUGUGAAGGAUGGCCAAACCCACUCUGAGAGGAAAUGGCACUAAUUCUGAGUGCCUACGACAGCGCUUCAGGAGAUUCCAUUACCAAGAGGUGGCAGGGCCACGAGAGGCUUUCAGCCAACUGUGGGAACUUUGCUGUCGGUGGCUAAGGCCAGAGGUGCGCUCCAAGGAGCAGAUUGUGGAAUUGUUGGUGCUAGAGCAGUUCCUGACCGUGCUGCCUGGAGAGAUCCAGAAUUGGGUACAAAAGCAAUGUCCAGAAAAUGGAGAGGAGGCAGUGACACUGGUGGAAGGCUUAGAAAGAGAGCCUGGACUGCCUGGACAUUCGGUCACAGUGUCUGUGAAGGGGCAGGAAAUGCACUCGAAGAAGAUGACACCCCCGAAAUCAUCACAGCAGUUAUUAAGUGUGCUUCAAGAGUCAGUGGAACCCCAGCCUAGGGGUGUAUCCAAGAAAGAGAGGGCAAGAAGUCCAGCCCUGGGACUACAGGAGCAGAUGAACCCAAAGGAGAAUCUCAGAUCUUUUCAAAGGAGCGCAUUUCCAUUUCCUAAACCUGAUGUGAAUCAAGGAGCACCAGGGAUCCCAGAUCUGCUCAGCUCCAAGGAGAAAGAUGUUCCAAAAGGCAACAGCACAGAAAACAAACAAGUCUAUACUGAUCCAUUACCGUCCAAGAGAGAUAAAAGGGUAGAACAGGAUCACUGGGGCUUUGAUGAUGAGAAGGUGGUGGGUGUGCACUGGGGCUAUGAAGAGACUAGAACACUCCUUGCAAUUCUCAGUCAGACUGAAUUUUAUGAAGCUCUCCGAAAUUGCCAUAGGAACAGCCAAGUGUAUGGGGCUGUAGCUGAGAAGCUUCGUGAGUAUGGCUUCCUCCGGACCCUGGAACAGUGUCGGACCAAGUUCAAAGGCCUUCAGAAGAGCUACAGGAAGGUCAAGAAUGGUCAUCCACCUGAAACCUGCCCCUUCCUCGAGGAGAUGGAAGCCUUGAUGAGUGCCCAGGUCAUUGCAUUGCCCAUUAGUAGCAUGGAAGAGUCUACUUCCCUUUCUGGCCAGGCAGACACUGAGACUGAGGAGCCAAGGCAGAGGGCCUGGCAGCCCGAGGAUGGAGAAGAGACUAUGGCUGAAGGGUCUGACAGCGAUGACCUGGAGGCAAUCCCCCAGGACCCUGACAACCCACCUGCAUCUGUCCUCUUCAGAAGCCCAAGUGGUGUACACUGGGGCUAUGAAGAAACCAAGACUUACCUUGCAGUCCUUAGUGAGACUCAGUUCUAUGAAGCCCUCCAGAACUGUCAUCGCAAUAGCCAGUUAUAUGGAGCAGUUGCUGAGAGAUUAUGGGAAUAUGGCUUCCUUAGAACCCCAGAGCAAUGUCGGACCAAAUUUAAAAGCUUACAAACCAGCUAUCGGAAAGUCAAGAAUGGUCAAGCACCAGAAACCUGCCCCUUCUUUGAAGAAAUGGAUGCUCUGGUUAGUGCCCGAGUUGCUGUCCCACCUAGUGAUGAGCAGAAAAAAGGAACAGCUUCUUGCUACCCCCAGGGAACCAGUAAAGCUGAAGCUGAGAAGCAAACCGAGGACACAGAAGAAGAUUCAGAUGAUGAAGAUGAUACUGAGAUACCCCCCGGGGCUGUUACAACCCGUGCCCCAGUCUUAUUCCAGAGCCGCAGUGGUUUUGAGGCUGGAUUUGAUAAUGAAGAGAAUCUAAAACGAGAUAUUUCUGAGGAAGUACAGCUGCAUAGGACAUUACUUGCAAGAUCUGAAAGGAAAAUCUCCCGUCAUGUUAAUCAAGGUAAAGCUAGUAAGGAUGAAUGUUUAUCAGCAAGCCAGUGGGAAAAGACUCGAAGAGAAAAGAAAAGAAAACUGGCCCUUCCAGAGAAGAGUAUAGGUACAGUCCUGACUUAUCAGAGACCAGGCAUGGGAGACAGACCCUAUAAAUAUCUCAGAUAUGGCAAAAGCUUUGGCCCAAACUCCCAUCUCCUGUAUCAGGUAUCCCAUCAGGCAGAGAGUCCAUAUAAAUGUGCUGACUGUGGGAAAAGCUUCAGUCGGAGUGCACGCCUCAUCAGACACCAAAGAAUCCAUACUGGAGAAAAACCUUAUAAGUGUCUUGACUGUGGAAAGGGUUUCCGUGACAGUUCCAAUUUCAUUACCCAUCGGAGAAUCCACACGGGUGAAAAGCCUUAUCAGUGUGGUGAAUGUGGGAAACGCUUCAAUCAGAGCUCAAGCCUUAUAAUUCACCAGAGAACCCACACAGGAGAAAAGCCUUACCAGUGUGCAGAGUGUGGAAAAAGCUUCAAUAACAGUUCUCAUUUCAAUGCACAUAGGAGGAUACACACAGGAGAGAGACCCCAUGUGUGUCCUGACUGUGGUAAGAGUUUUAGUAAGAGUUCUGACUUGCGUGCACAUCACAGAACCCACACAGGAGAGAAACCAUAUGAGUGCCAUGACUGUGGCAAGUGCUUCAGUAAGAGCUCUGCCCUUAAUAAACACCGAGAGAUCCAUACACGAGGAAAGCUGCUGUCACAGUCAAUGUCUAAGUAAGCUCCUGAGGAAAGGCCUCAGUAAAUGCAUUGUGUGAAAGUCCUCUCCUGUUCUGUGCUCAGCUGGCUUAGGAGGCACUUCUCAGGAUUUUUGCCAUUGUUUGUUCCUAUGCUUCCCAAAUGUAGCUGAGUCAAAUGUCAGUGGUUUUAAGAUGAAAAGUAGAUUUGUGUCUAAACUGAUGGUAAUAACGUCUUUCCCUCUCGGUGCCUGUGUUGUUCCCUUUGAGGGGACAUAGUAUAUCCUGUGGCUCACAUCUUCCACUCCUCCUGUCAUACAGAGCACUUCAAUGGGAAAACUCAUCUCAGCACUUUGCUAAACAAGUUGUGGAAUGCUCACUAACUGGGCCAUCCUGCUCACUUACACUUGUGGAUACUCUUCAUUUAUCUUUAAGGAGAGUUUAAAGUCCAUCUUGGUUCUAUCUUUUUCCAAGAAUAUGGGGCUAGGAUGUAGCUCAGUGGUAGAGCACUUGCCUAGUAUGCACAAGGCCCUGGGUUCAAUCCUGAGUAACACACAAAGAGAGAAAGUGGGUGAAUCAAGGAAACACUGUAAGCCUUCUAUAAACACUGGAUUUCUUAGUUUCUUCUAGAUUGUAUAAGGGUCGUAAUAGAAUAUACUGCAUUUAUAGCACUUGUUUGAUUUUUCUUUUCUUUUUUCUCCUUUCCUCCUCUUCAUCUAAAUUUCAUCUGUCCCUUAUGAACUAGAAGUCAAAAGAGCAAAUUAGAUGGAUGCGGUGACCGAAAAAGCACUUAAAGCUACCAACAGGAACUGUCUAUUUUUCUUACACUCCAUAUACAUGUGUGUGUGUGUGUGUGUGUGUGUGUGUGUGUGUGUGUGUGUGUACAUAUAUAGUAGCCUAUGGGUGCUCAAUACUAAUUGCAAGGAGCAGAACCACUGCCACAUUCCCAUAUAUAGGUUUACCCUAAAUGACAUGGAGGAUGGUGGAGCUAGCACACACACAAACUCACUCAACUAUACAAAUAAAAGUAUCUAUUUAAAUACAAAAGUAAUUAUGGUCUUCUUUUUUGUUUGCUUGUUUUGUUUUUUUAAAGACAGGGUUUCUCUGUGAAACAGUCCUAGCUGUCCUGGAACUCACUCUGUAGACCAGGCUAGCCUUGAACUCAGAGAUCCACCUGCCUCUGCCUCUGAGUGCUGGGAUUAGAGGCGUGCGCCCCAACCCCAAGGCUGAUGAUGGGUUUUCAAAAUUAGGUGGUUUGAAUCAAUUUCCACAUAUUCAUAGACUUAUGGUAAGCACUGUACAACACAAGUAAAACAGUCUUACCCAUGUUCUUAUACUGGAAAACAGAUAGUACAUGGACAGAUAACCACAAAUUUACUUUUUAAAGAUAGGGUCUCACUAUGUACUACUGGCUGACCUGGAACUCACUAUGGAGAUUACACUGGCCCUGAACUUAAGAGAUUUGACUGCCUCAAUCUUCAAAGUUUUAUCACCCUACCAUGACAGGCUCUAACUGUUUUAAAGAAAUUUAGUUAAAUAGUGUUACUACACUAGAUGUUAGUUUUAACAUAACUUGCUCAGGAAACAGUAACAUUCAAAGGAAAAAAGUAACUAGAUAAAUUAUAGUGAGAUACUUUGCAAAACUAGUUGUUCUAGGUGGGUAAGAUGUGGGAAAACAUGAAAGCAAAGGACAGCAGAGAUGGAGUAUUACAGGGAGACCCUGAAGUAUACUGUGCCAUGCUUACUGAGGACAGGGUAGCAGCUUGGCUCAGGAACGAACACCAGAAAUUAGUAUCCAUUGAAGAUACUUUUGAUGAGCAGGUCAGAGAAAAGAUGGCCAUGGUCAGAUGGCCAAGACCUGGAAUAUUUAACUUUCACAUUUUACUUUUAUUAGAUAUCCAUGGCUAGAUUAAGAUCUGAGGUAGUAGUAAGGAGAUAAGACUUCAAAAAUUUAUUAGGAUGGAUAAUUAACUAAGGUUCUGGUAUUAAGGAAUCCUAAAAGAACUAACAUUAACAAUUAAGGGAAAAUGGUAUCUCAAUUAUGCUGCCUAAGCAAGCAGGAAGGUACAAGAAACCCCUGUCUAAAUCAGGGCCUUCGGAUCUGAGAUGGCUUUGGAAGUGAGCUGCAAUAUCAAGGAAAGUGGGGAUUAUUGGCAUUAGUAUUAAUCUGUGUAUAGAACUGUGGAAAAGGCAUUAGGGUGUUAACAAACAUGGCUCCAAAUGUCUUGCAUGUUAAACUGCUGUUUCUCUUCCUGUAAAGCAGAAUAAUGUUUACAUCCAAGUCUGCCUCUCAGGGAUCAUGUUAAUAAAAGUUAUGUCUAUAAA
Messenger RNA from Phodopus roborovskii (desert hamster), 5233 nucleotides. RefSeq names its product zinc finger and SCAN domain containing 29 (gene Zscan29). The transcript has 5 exons. Gene Ontology annotation, molecular function: RNA polymerase II cis-regulatory region sequence-specific DNA binding; DNA-binding transcription factor activity, RNA polymerase II-specific. Lineage: Eukaryota; Metazoa; Chordata; Mammalia; Rodentia; Cricetidae. The coding region runs from base 439 to 2952 and encodes 837 amino acids. Gene Ontology annotation, biological process: regulation of transcription by RNA polymerase II. The record is from RefSeq and is a predicted model, not a curated record.